Messenger RNA from Cryptococcus deneoformans JEC21, 798 nucleotides. RefSeq lists its product as hypothetical. Gene Ontology annotation, molecular function: acid phosphatase activity. NCBI's taxonomy places the organism in Eukaryota, Fungi, Basidiomycota, Tremellomycetes, Tremellales, Cryptococcaceae. The coding region runs from base 119 to 724 and encodes 201 amino acids. The transcript is spliced from 7 exons. The record is from RefSeq and is a predicted model, not a curated record.
CGAAAGAUCGCCAUUACAUUUGAGACUUGCAACUACACCUCGUUCACGUAUUCAAUACCUUUCAACUUACGGGCAGGGUAGAAAGCUCGUUAAUUUACAUUUUCACAAAGUCCAAACGAUGCCUCGAAGAGCCGCCUCCCGCCGCGAACCUUCACCACCUGCCGAAAAGUAUCGAACCGUUUCGCCGAAUGAUCUGGAUGCUUACCCUCUACUUGUGGCGUUCGACCUUGAUUAUACCCUUUGGGAUCUGUGGAUAGAUCGUAAUGGAGACGUUGUUAACCAGCUUGUCGAUCGGCGUGGACAAAAUCUUUCUUUCUACCAUGAAGUACCCUCUAUCCUCGCCGAACUUAAACACCGAAGAAUACACGUAGCUGCUGCAUCGAGGACGAGUGCCCCUGAACUGGCAAAGGAAGCGCUCAGGAUGUUGCUUUUGCCCGCUGACGAGGGCGGUGACCAUGUGAAAGCGAUCUCAUAUUUUAAUACGAUGGAGAUUUAUCCUGGCUCGAAACUUAGACAUUUCCGAGAGAUCCAUCGCAAAACGGGCAUUCCGUACGAACAAAUGCUUUUUUUUGACGAUGAACACCGCAAUUUUGAGGUCGAAUCUCUUGGUGUAACGAUGCAGCUGGUGCCCAGCAGUGGAACUGAUCGCAAAUUAUGGAAACGGGGAUUAACGCUCUGGAGAAAGAGGAGGGGUAUCAAAGUGAAUGAGUCUUUAUCCGAGUAAGAGAUAACCGGAGCUUUAGCACCAUUCAGUUAAAUAUGGGGAUUUCGUAGAGGCUAUAGAGGUUUCGUAUUGCU